Molecule: messenger RNA, 1107 nt
Organism: Cannabis sativa
Lineage: Eukaryota; Viridiplantae; Streptophyta; Magnoliopsida; Rosales; Cannabaceae
Exons: 4
Coding region: 1-1107 (368 amino acids)
Biological process (GO): proteolysis
Molecular function (GO): cysteine-type peptidase activity
Source: RefSeq, a predicted model, not a curated record
AUGAGGCGGUCCUUCACAGAGAGUCAGAAAGAUCUGAAGGAGACUCUACUGGCUAAGAUGGACGAGUUGAUGGCUAUGGUAAAAGGAGCGCCCACACCUGGAGAGCCCACACCUGCACCGCAAAAUGAGGAACAAGAGGCGAGUGAUAACGAAGAUGUCUUCCCAGAAGAUUGGGAAGCAGAUGAUAACGAGGCACCGUCAACUCCAUUGGAAGCAAUUAUCACGGCCAUUGGGGAUACACAAUCACAGGACGAAGUCCUACUUCUACCUGGACCCCCAGAAAAUGUGCCAUUUGUGAGGAAGAGGAAGCCGCCAAAGUACUUGAACGACUACACUGCGGAAAAGAAAAAGAGGCGAGUUCUUCCAGAGAACGUAGACCCGGAGAGACCAGUAGACCGUAGAUUGUUUCGUACGUUCAAGAGGUGGUUGAUUGGAGACAUUCCCAAUGCCCGACCUAGGAAUGUGCACACCGGUGUUGGCGAUGUCAAGUUCUUCACAACUUUGUUUCUUAGGUCGGAUUGGCUUCACGAUGAUCACAUAGAUGCCAUAUCACACUUGAUGAGGAGGAGACGCCAUCAUUUUCCAGAGUUGUACCCUCAGCCAGAUGCAGUGAACCAGUACUAUCUGGGUAUGGAGAGCCGUUACAUGCCAUGUUGGAAGGAUUUGAACUUCAUAUACUUCGUCCUGUACUUCGAUCAUCAAAAACAUUGGGUUGCUGUUGAGGUAGAUAUUGAUAUGUGGCAGAUUCGGGUGUACGAUAAUGAUUUAUCAUGCACCACCGACGCACAGUUUGAUGCCAUCAUGCUACCUUGGACUGAGUUGUUUCCACAUCUGCUGAGGUCUACUGGCUAUUAUGAUCAAGUGAACAACAACAUUCUGAAUGUGGACUUAGGGGACAGUAGCCAACUCAGAUCAAUGCAUGCUAGACGCAUGCCAAGUGAGGUGGUUCCCCAAAGUAAAACAAGUGGUGAUUGUGGGGUGUAUGAACUUGAGUACAUCGAACACCUAAUGCUGAAUCGGUCCUUGGACAACAUUACAGACGAUAGCAUGAGAAUGUUCAGAGAUCGGUGGUGUGUAGACUUGUUUUAUCAGAACUUAACUUGGUGA